Aspergillus pseudotamarii is the source of this 2779-nucleotide messenger RNA. RefSeq lists its product as uncharacterized. The transcript is spliced from 5 exons. Lineage: Eukaryota; Fungi; Ascomycota; Eurotiomycetes; Eurotiales; Aspergillaceae. Gene Ontology annotation, molecular function: DNA binding. The record is from RefSeq and is a predicted model, not a curated record. Gene Ontology annotation, biological process: DNA integration; DNA recombination. The coding region runs from base 1 to 2577 and encodes 858 amino acids.
AUGGCUCGCCUUCCCCAUACCUACACUGGCCGUAGCAGUGACGACGACGAAACCGCUAGCAGUGCGUCUUUCCGUCUAGACUCGGACGACGCAGCCGGUGUGGAUUUGCAGACAGAUGUCACAGAUGUCACAGACUCCGAUGUGCCUCCUCCAACUCGCCGUAGAGACAAAGGUCGAUCCCGUCAGAACCGCUCUAUGCAGAGACCUUCGGGGGGAAAGUCUAACAAGAGUGAGAAAGGGUCUCCUUCUCUCAGCCGCCUAGCGACGGACUCAGACUGCAGCUCUAGUGGCGAUGAUUUGAAUGUCGACGUCCGCCAUUCUCGAAGUCCUGAGCAACGAUGUCCCCAGAAGAAAAUUCGAAAGCCUACUGCUCUGUCAGGAGCCCCAACACGAAACAACGAUUCGAACACCAGCUCCAGUGACGAUGACUGCAGUGGCAGUGGCUUUGACAGUGACUCAGACACGGACCCCGACAUUGACUCGGAUGGUGAGUUAUCAUCAGACAGUGAUGAUGAUGGCUACGCGGAUGGCACCAGAAAAAAUAUUACGCGGAUGGACGAGAGAUGGGAACGGUAUUGCCGAAAGAGGAAUGAAAAAUACAGGGCGCUACCAGAUUCUUUGUGGGCAAACCCUGCUUCGGCUCUUCGCGAAGCAAGGAAAAAGGAGUUGACUCUGUUCCUUCGUUGGUGCCUACGUUUGCGGCGAGGGAAGAAUGGCCGGAAGCUAAAGGGUAUCAAGAAAUUCAAGUCUUUGGAUACCGAUUGGAAGUCAUUCCUCCGUCACUAUGAAAAGGUUACCGGGGAACCCAUGGACGAUGCGCUUGGAAGGCGAAUGAGAAAGAGUAUUCGCAGGAUUGCAAGGGAGUAUGAAUUAGAUACGGAUGAAAAAGAAAAGACCCCAAUGUUUAUUGAGGACGUGGUGCCACUGCAGGAGACAACACUACGUACAAUGGAGAAACGGUUCGACCUUGGUCUUCAGCGCAUGCAACAAUGUCUCUACCCUUUAAUGGCAUGCUUUACGGUAAAUCGGAUCAAUGCUAUGCGUCGUCUUCAGUACCAGCAUCUCCAGUGUUCGAUCCAACGGGAUCCUCAUGGCGGACCGCCCCGAAUCCUUCUGGAGAUCAAGUAUAAAUUUGCGAAGAAAUACAUGGGUGUGACGCAAGCUAACACCUUCCCCCUCCCCGAAAUCAUUUAUGAUCCGUCGUUGAUGCUGAGCCCUCAUACGUUCCUUCUCGGGAUUCUCUUUCAUGAUGAUGCAUUUCGAGUUCCGGGAAUAAAGUCCAUGGAGGACCUGCGACGCUUGUGGGUUGAGGAUGGCCGCCAGCAGAUGGAGGUCCCAUUGAAACGGGACAAGGCUAAACAUUAUGUAUUCUGCAAGGUCAAAAGCGUCCGCGGCAAGAUUCAGAUACAUCGCGAUCAGCCUAUCUCCCAAAGUACCCUAUCUCGACAGCUCAAGACCUUUGGGGAGAUCGCCGGCUUUAAGUGGUCAUUGUUUACGCAUCGGUUCCGGUACGGUGGCGGCACCAUUCUAAAUGAAAGCGGUCUUGUUAGCGACGCCAAACAAAACUUGAUCAUGAAGCACGCGGAUAUCCGAACGUUCCUGAAUCAUUACCUUCCUCGGCGAAUCAACACUGAUAUGCAGGCGUUGAUGAGAGGACUCAAGCCAGAUUCGGCCAUGAUGAGGGCAGUCACUAGGAUGGGACGAUGGAUUGACCGACGUCGGCCCCGAGAGCUCACUGAUGCGCAGAAGGCCACGGUGGAGCACGAUCCAGAGCUGCAGAAGGCUAUACGGAAGCGGGAUGCGUUUUCCAAAAAGCUUCAGCGCAGUCAGAAAAAGACUGGCCGGAAGCUCGAUAAGCUUGACAAACUAAAACGGGGAGUCACAAACACGCGGAAUCGACUGCUGUAUGCGCUCCGCCAACGUGUGCGAGAGGAAUUUGAUGAGGAGCAGGCGGUCCUUGAUAUUGAGCGGCAACUGGCGGGCACUGCUAUUCUAGACGAAGAGGCUAAGGAGCAGCUCCAAAUUGAAGAGCAACUCCUUCCACAGCAGAUUCACCUGCUGGGUAAACUCAUGACUUGGCCUACCUCCUUGUCAGUGGAAGCAGAGUGGCAGCGGCGAAACGAGGCUACCGAAGCAGUUCGACUCUAUUGUGAUGUUCUAGAAGGUGGCCCGCGACGAGGCCGACGGCUUAAACAGACCGUUCCGGUGAAAGAACCCCGAAAGCCUAGUCUCCCUAGAAAAGAAGUUAUUGCGCCAACCGAAUCCCCUCUUCUUACCCCAUCACACUCACGGCAUGAAAUUGCCUUGCAGGAGGCUGGCGAAGACAUCCGAACUGCCGCGAAGCCCCGAGCGUGCUUUCAGUGCUAUGGAAACCCUGCGGGGUUUAACAAUCGGCGUCUCAAGCAGUACUCCCGCCACAAAGGUCUGUUACGACACUUCCGAGCCGUGCACCUGGACGAUCGUCACUGCAACUACUGCAACGAGUCUGUGGACAACGAUAUGUGUUGGCGGAGGCACACCGUAGACAAGCAUCGCUUGAAUGUCAGAUACCUUGAGGACUACCCUCAUGAUCUUUGAGUAUAUUAGAGGCAAUGCCUCUUUGUACAGGAGCAUAUUUACAUUAGAUAAGCCAUGGAGAGGUUAAAUGGUUGAUCUAAGUGUGGCCGUAGAAAUAAAAUCCCCGCUAAAUAAUCGCUAGUGCAGAUUUUACGCCUGUUCCCCGUUUAUGUGGAGCUACCUCGACGAAGAAAACGCGCGAGUUUUCCGGCGGGUCAGUGCA